Molecule: messenger RNA, 2585 nt
Organism: Mesocricetus auratus (golden hamster)
Lineage: Eukaryota; Metazoa; Chordata; Mammalia; Rodentia; Cricetidae
Gene: Rnf225
Product: ring finger protein 225
Exons: 2
Coding region: 551-1531 (326 amino acids)
Biological process (GO): protein ubiquitination
Molecular function (GO): ubiquitin protein ligase activity
Source: RefSeq, a predicted model, not a curated record
UGGCAAGCACCACUCAGGAAUACUGCUAGUCACAGGAUGUAAGCCCAGUGCCCAGGAAUGACCCAGAAGUACUGGGGAUGAGGCGGGUGGAUUGUUCCUGUCAUCUGGGGGUCUGACACAUGUUGCUCUGAUAUGGGGAAGGGCUGGGGUACUGGAGAUCCAGAGAGUAUGCAGACCGCUUUGAGGUGGAUCCAGCUAACUCGCUCCUCAGCAUCAUCUGUGUGGACUUUGCGUGUCUCCGGGAGCCCAGCAGUGCAGGCUUUGUAGAGUAGUAGUCCAUGGUCCUUGUACCGCGAUCUUGCAGCCACCCCUGCAUCCAAUAUAAAUCUGAUUUGGUGUUCAUCCUGGUGGGAGGGGCCUGGAGGUGGGGUAAGCAGCCAGACAGGUUUGACAGGUACAUGGGAACCUGGAGAGGGCUGGCCCAAGGUCAGGUGGCCUUCAGGGAGGGGCACUUGACAACCUAGUAGCAGACAAGCCAGAAAUUGGGGUCAGAACAGGAAGGACUCACCAGGAUACUCCACAGGGACAGGCAUCAACAGGUCCUAUCUGGAUGCCCUGUCCUCGGCCGCCCUGGCUCCGCCGCCCCCGAGCCUCCCAGGGCUCGAGCCCCGGCUCCCCAGGUACCCUCUCUGCACCCAGGUCCCCUAGCAGAGGUGAAGACGAGGACGCGGAAGAGGAGGAGGGCGAUGGCACCCCAGGCGAUGGCCCCAUCCUGCCCCCCGCAUCCCCCAUGGAGUGCCUUAUCUGUGUGUCACCCUUCGACGGCAUUUUCAAGCUGCCAAAACGCCUGGACUGCGGCCACGUCUUCUGUCUCGAGUGCCUGGCACGCCUGUCGCUGGCUACGGCGAGUGGCGGCGACGCAGUGGCUUGCCCCAUGUGCCGCGCGCCCACACGCUUGGCCCCGCGCCGGGGGCUUCCCGCUCUACCCACGCAGCCAGGUCUGCUGCCUCGCGACGCGCGCGCGCCACUGCCACGCCAGGGCUCCGUGCGCUUCGACCGCCGCCGAGGGCUCCUGUACCUGCGGCCACCGCCGCCGUGUCCCGGGCCGCGCAAGAGCCGCACAGUGCACGCCCCGCCGCCUCCACCCCCGCUGCGCCUCGGCCGCCCGCUGUCUCGUCGCCUCUCCCUGAGCAGCCCCACAUGGGCUUUCAACGCGGCAGUGGCCCUGGCCGUGCUGGUGGCUGCAGGCCUUGUUGUCUCUGGUGUCUACAUCUUCUUCCUCAUCCCUCACGUCACCACCUCGGGACUCGGGCGACCUCAGGUCGUAGCUCUUGCCCCUGAUGCCGACUUCUGGCAACCUCCGCGGCCCACGCCGAUAGCAACCUGGACACAUACCUGGAUGCCGCACCCGACAAAGCCUGACCUGGACCCGGAUGACACCCUGCCGGAGACUGCCGAGGGCACGCCAGAGCUCGAGGAGGCUGCCAACGACGCAGGAGACACCCUGGAUACACCACCCAGGCAAACACCGAAGGUAGAGACCGACCUUGCCUGGAACCUCCAGGCACAAGAUGAUGGGAAGAGGGUGUAACCCCAGCAAUAAAUGCUUCAGUGCUACAGCCGUCUCUCCCAACCAGAGAAUUUCUGUUAUCCUGGAGGGCAUUAACAGAGUGCAUUUCUCCAGAUUGGGAGCUGGAAAGGGACAAACUCUCACUGGAGUCAUUCUCCAAGAUUCCUCGGAGAAAUGUCUCUGAUUCCCACGGCCGUCUAGCUGAAAGUCCCCUGGCCACGACCUUUGUAAGGGUCCUACUGACAAUGACUUCUGAACCACACAUCUGUCUGGGUAAGUCUAGUUGGGAUACCUACGCCUGAUCCUCAUCUCUGUGGAAAUCCAGCUGGCCUCGUCCCCAACGGCGUCUACACAGGACUGUGUCGGGGCACUUUAGCCUUGAUCCUGAUGGGAUGCUUUUGGAGGCACUUCAAAUCAUCAUCACCACAGCUCUGGGGAUGAAGGAUCUGGUUCACUCAUCCUUUGGACUCACCACAAUGGGACUGGGGCCCCCAUCUUUGGAGUCCAAAACUGUUGUUACCGUUCUGAUUACGUGUCUUGCUGCCCACAGCUGCUCUGUACAUUUCAGCAUCUGGACUUGGACUUUGAGGGACAGGGGUGGCCUGGCCAGGGCUGGGGAGGGCCCUGACUUCUGGAAACUCCUUCCCAUUUGGGAAGUAAAUCCCAAGUUGCUCUGGGAGUCUCGAUGUCUCCUCCAGACUCUGGCUUCUGGGACCUACUCGAUGUGGCCGUCACGCUGAAUAGCGCAAGACUCUGGCCCUCCCUAGCUUGAACCCCACUAUUCCCAUGUCUCCCCUUCUCCGGGGCUCCAUCAGCUCUCCCCAGCCUUCCCUCUACGCCUCGGCUGAAGCUGAAGCCUUUCCAGUAUCCACCUCUACAGAAGGUGGCUCCUGCCUGCCUCCCAAAAGCCUUCUUGGCUCUGACACAGAGUAGGAUGAAGGCAGCCAUUCUCUGCGUAGGCUGACCAAAGCCCUCUGAAACCCCAAGUCCUGCCUCACCUCGCCUGGCAUGAGAUGACGUGUGUUAAGGGUGGGCAGCAUUCCCCACAAUGAAAUGUGACUUCUUUGUGUCUGGA